CUUUAUACUACUGAAGGACUAAACUGAAGGACUAAAACCCUAAUGUGAACUAAAAUCUGCAGCUACAAUGGAAACUAGAGCUUCGAGGACGAGAAAACGCACAAGAAAUGCCCAAUUUCGAAAACAAGAUUCAAGCUCAAUAAUCCCUUCCCUUCCCCUGGAGAUCGGCGUGGAAAUACUGUCGAAGCUGCCCGUGAAAUCAUUGUUGCAAUUCAGGUCUGUUUCAAAAUCAUGGCUUUCUCUAAUUUCGAGCUCUGAAUUCAUAAACACCCAUCUCCGUUCCUGUUCUAAUAACAAAGAAUACAACUACCAUAGGAUUAUCUUAAACUUCACAUGCAAUCUCAAGGAUUUUCCCCUACAUUCCUUAAUUUACAACCCAAUUACUGAGGCAUCUGAAAUGGAUUAUCCCAUGAAAAAUUCCCUUACUAGGUGGUGUGAUACGGCCAAUGGAUUGAUUUGUCUGGCCAAUAAGGAAAACUCGGAUAAACCAAUGAGGAUGACGAAUAAAUUGCCUAGUUCUGGAGUUAAUUUAUAUAUAUGGAACCCAUCAAUUAGGAAGUCGAGGAAAUUGCCUGACUCGGGAGUUAAAUCCAAGUGGUUUUGCUCUACAUAUUUUAGGUAUGGUUUUGGAUACGAUGAGUUACACGGCGAUUAUAAACUAGUGGUAAUUUUCAAUAUCUUUGAUGAUCAUCGAGAUGAUUAUGCUCCAUUUGAGACCAAGGUCAAAAUUUACAGCUUGAAGAGUGAUUCUUGGAGAACGGUCGAGGAUUUUGAGGGAAGCUCUUUGAUAGAUUGUUCAGCUAAGUUUGUCAAGGGGAAGCUUUAUUGGACUAAAUCUGCAACUGCUUGUGAGUACAAUAGCGAAUAUGGCUGCUGCAUAAUUCAUUUUUAUGAGUACGAUCACGGCAAUAGCUGCGACAUCAUUUCUUUUGAUUUAGCACAUGAGACAUGGGGUAAGGUGGAGCAACCCAAUUACGGAAAAGGUAGAUUUGCUUUGAGGCUGGGAGUUUUGGGAAGUGAUCUUGUUGUGCUUUGUAACUAUGAGGGAAGUCAUUCUGAUGUGUGGGUUAUGAAGGAUUAUGGAGUUAAAGCAUCUUGGACAAAGAUGUUCACCAUUGACUGUUAUGAUGAUCCUGGGAAGUAUGAGUAUUAUCCACGUUGUUACAUGCCAUUUUCCCCGCCGUUUUACGAGUUAUAUAAGGGUGAAAUUUUACUUUUGUAUUGAUCAGUUUUCAGGGUAUACAAUCCAAAAGAUGAUUCAAUAAGACAAAUCAGACAACCAGAGCUUACUAAACCUAAGACCUGUUUUCAGGCAGAAAUCUAUGUGGAAAGCCUUGUUAAUCCCAUGUUGACAGCUGAUUAGGGACUUGUUAACCAUGAAGACGGACAAUCAUGUAAUCGAUAACUGAUGCAAAUGGAGGUGCUGGACAUGGAAGGAGUAAUGAAGUACGGGAAGGAAUGGGUUCUACCACUCUAGCAGGAUUGGAAUGGCACUGGUUUAGAUUAGUAUUAUUGCUUAGAAAAGAAUGAUUAUUGCAAAUAUCAGUGUAUACAUUGGCAGUUGACACCACAAAUGGUAUUUCUUUUGAAGGAAUGAUGCAAAAAUCUCUUCCUCUUUCUUCUGCCUAUUUGUUUGCUUAACCUUUUGUUGGACAAACUUAAUCCUUGUAAUUAGCAUUGACUAUUUUAUUGACUUAGCUCCCUGAUU
Nicotiana tabacum (common tobacco) is the source of this 1708-nucleotide messenger RNA. RefSeq names its product F-box/kelch-repeat protein At3g23880. Gene Ontology annotation, molecular function: protein binding. NCBI's taxonomy places the organism in Eukaryota, Viridiplantae, Streptophyta, Magnoliopsida, Solanales, Solanaceae. The record is from RefSeq and is a predicted model, not a curated record.